Molecule: messenger RNA, 1677 nt
Organism: Aegilops tauschii subsp. strangulata
Lineage: Eukaryota; Viridiplantae; Streptophyta; Magnoliopsida; Poales; Poaceae
Product: heat stress transcription factor A-4b
Biological process (GO): regulation of transcription by RNA polymerase II; cellular response to heat
Cellular component (GO): nucleus
Molecular function (GO): DNA-binding transcription factor activity; RNA polymerase II cis-regulatory region sequence-specific DNA binding
Source: RefSeq, a predicted model, not a curated record
GCCUCCAACGCUAAUAACCUUCUGGAAAAUUCCGCUAAUCCAAGAAAUUCUCGCCCCCCAACCCAACCCCCAACCAACCAACCAAACCCAACCGAAGAAGCCGAGCCGAACCCCACUCCGCCGAUCAGCCGCUAUGCGCUGAGGCCGAAUCGCCGCAGCCCGAGGAGGAGAAGGGGGUGGAGGGGAUGGAGGGGAGUGGCGGGUCCGCGUCGCUGCCGCCGUUCCUCACCAAGACGUACGAGAUGGUGGACGAGCCGGCCACGGACGCGGUGGUGGCGUGGACGCCGUCCGGCACCAGCUUCGUCGUCCUCAGCCAGGCCGACUUCUGCCGGGAUCUUCUCCCCAAGUACUUCAAGCACAACAACUUCUCCAGCUUCGUGCGCCAGCUCAACACCUACGGCUUUAGGAAGGUAGAUCCAGAACAAUGGGAAUUUGCAAAUGAAGAAUUCCUACGAGAUCAGCGGCAUCGGUUGAAAAAUAUCCAUAGACGCAAGCCAAUAUUCAGCCAUUCAUCACACACUCAGGGUGCCGGACCAUUAGCUGAUAGUGAAAGGAGGGACUAUGAGGAGGAAAUUGAGAGGCUCAAGUGUGAUAAUGCAUCACUAAAUUUACAGCUUGAGAGGAAGAAAACUGAUAUGGAGAGUAAAAUGAAGGCUUUGGAAGACAAACUAUUUGCUAUUGAGGAUCAGCAGAAAAAUCUUAUAUCUUAUGUCAGAGAAAUUGUGAAUGCACCUGGAUUUCUUUCUAGCUUCGUAGAACAAUCUGAUCAUCACGGAAAGAAGAGGAGACUGCCUAAACCAAUUUCAUUCCAUGAUGAUGCUUGUACUCAGGGGAACCAGAUUAUGCAUUGUGACUUGGUCAACUCACCAGCUCAUGAACUUUUUAGGUCAUCAUUUGACAAAAUGGAAUCAUCCUUAAAUUCCUUGGAGAAUUUCUUCAAAGAAGCGAGUGAGGCAUUUGGUAAUGAUGUUUCAUCUGAUGGUGAUGUCCCAGGUCAUUCUUCAGCUGUUGUUCUUACAGAGCUCCAUUCAACUGGGGAGAGUGACCCCCACGCGCAAUCACCUCCGUCCAUGAUGCAUACUUGUUCAGCUGGUGUAGGAGAUUCACACUCUUCUCGUGAUAUAGCAGAGUCCGCCAGCUGUCCAGAGAGUCCUCUGCUUCCCCAAGCUCAUUCUCGUGCAGAUUCACGAGCUAAGGUCUCCGAGAUAGAUGUCAAUUUAGAACCUGCUGUUACAGAAAAUGGUCCAUCGAGAGAUCAACAACCCACCCAAGACCUUCCUGCUGACGCAAAUGAUGGAUUUUGGCAGCAGUUUCUUACCGAGCAGCCUGGGUUGACCCAUGCACACCAGGAGGCCCAAUCAGAACGGCGAGACAGAGAAGCAAAUCAAACAACAGCAGGAGACCGCGGAAGUUUUUGGUUGGACAAGAGCAGCAUCGAACAGAUGACAAAAAAACUGGGGCAUCUCACCUCAGCUGAGAAAACCUGAGUAUGUAUUUCUCAUUUCUUGUAGCUGAAAAUGACCAGUACAGAAACAUUAGGACCAUGGCACCUCCCAGUGAGGUAUGCCUGCUAACAUUUACUUUGCAGUGUAUCAGAAUUGUGUGUGUUAGAUUGUUGCAGACUAUGUGCUAUAUACUACCUUGAUAUACGUUCAUACUUUGUUAGCUAAACAUUCA